GCAGGUUUUCAGGGAAAAAAUUGCGAACUUGAUAUAGACGCCUGUUCUCUACCAGACACUGCGUGUCAAUCAAGAACUCAGUGUUUGGACCUCCCUUAUGGCCUUGAAUACACCUGCCGUAUACCCUGCCCUACAAAUCUUCAGCCGUGUGCCCAUGGAGGCCGCUGUGUGCUGAAUAAUGCCAGCAGCUACAUGUGCAUCUGUGCACAUGGUUGGUCUGGUCAGAACUGCCGCAUAAAUGUCAACGAUUGUGUCCAACACUGGUGUCAAAAUGGAGCCACUUGUGUGGACGAGAUUGAUGGUUACAGCUGCCUUUGUCCCAGUGGAUACACAGGGGUCUACUGUGAGCAGGACAUUGAUUACUGUGUCGACAGUCGCUGCUCUGAACAUGGUGUUUGCCUGGACCAGCGGUAUAACUUCACCUGCCGAUGCAUGCUGGGAUAUGAGGGGCCGCUGUGUGAUGUGGAAGCAAAUGAGUGCAACAGUUUCCCCUGCUCUAACGGCGCCACCUGUGUGGACCUAAUCAGUGAUUAUCGGUGCCACUGUCCCCCGGGGUUUGAGGGAAGGACGUGCUCUCAGAAUGUAAAUGAUUGUUGGUCGCAGCCUUGUCUAAAUGGAGGCUCAUGUGUGGAUCUGAUAAAUGACUACAUUUGUCACUGUCCUCUUGGGUUUAAAGGAAAAGAUUGCUCUGUGGAUAUUGACCUUUGCUCAUUUGGACUAUGCAGCGAACACACAUUAAUAUGCACCGAGAGCCGGGAUGGGCAGAAUGUCUCUUGCACAUGUGAAAAAGGGUAUGGAGGUGCAUUUUGUGAAGUAAAUCUCGACGAAUGUGAAUCAAAACCGUGUCAGAAUGGAGGAAUUUGUGUGGAUGACCUUGACCAGUAUCAGUGUUUGUGCUUGGAAGGCUUUGGGGGUUUCAACUGUGAAAUCAACCAUGAUGAAUGUGUCCACGGAUACUGUGCCAAUAAUUCCACGUGUAUUGACUUGGUUGCAGACUAUGAGUGUAUCUGUCCUUCAGGUUUUGGUGGUAAGAAUUGCUCCAUAUCUUUGUCUGCAUGCACAACUGACCCACUCCUCUGUAGAAAUGGAGGAACUUGUUUCCUUUCUUACACUGAGGAAGUACAGUGCAUUUGCCCCUUAGGAAAAUGGUGUGGAAACCGCUUACGGCACAUCACUCUCUUCUUUGAUCCUGCCUCUUUUUCAGGCUACAGUGGCGGAGACUGCUCGUCGUCGGUGAACCAGUGUGUGUCAAAUCCAUGUGACCCUGAAGGGACCAUUCUCUGUGAAGAGCUGAAAAGUACUUAUAGAUGUGUGUGCCAUCAUGGCAACACGGGAACACGCUGUGAGACACCUAUAAACCACUGUGUUGACGGCCUUUGUCAACACGGUUCAGCAUGUGUGGAUCUGUCAAGAGGUUUCGAAUGCGAUUGUUUACCAGGUUUAACAGGUCAGUUUUGUGAGAUAAACAUUGAUGAUUGUGAACUGGAUCCAUGUGGACUCCUCAGCAUUUGUAAAGACUCUCUGAAUGGCUAUAAUUGCUUCUGCGCACCUGGAUUUAUUGGAAAUAACUGUGAGAUUGAAGUGAAUGAAUGUCUGAGUCGCCCUUGCGAAAAUGGGGGGUCAUGCAUUGAUGAGCUCAACUCAUUUAGUUGCGACUGUCCUGCUGGAAUAACAGGUAACUUCUGUGAAGUCAAUAUAGAUGAAUGCAUUUCCUCUCCUUGCCUGCACAAUGCUACAUGUGUCGACCUUCUUCAUGGCUACAAAUGUGUGUGCAAGUUUGGCUUUACAGGUACAGAAUGUGAGCUUGACAUUGAUGAGUGUGCUUCAUCUCCUUGCAAGAAUGGCGCAACGUGCAUUGACCUGCCCGGUAAUUACUUCUGCCAGUGUGUGGCUCCAUUUAAAGGUUAUAAGUGUGAAUUCUUGCCCUGUGAGGCCAAUAAUCCCUGCGAGAACGGUGCUGUGUGUGUGGAAGAGUUGGAUCAGGACCGUUUUCCUUUGGGCUUCCGCUGUCACUGUCGUCAGGGCUUCUCUGGCCCCCGUUGUGAAAUCAAUGUGGAUGAGUGCAGCUCUAGUCCCUGUUUUCACGGUUUCUGCUAUGAUGUUGUAGAUGGGUUUUACUGCCUUUGUAGUCCUGGUUAUGCUGGCCUGAGAUGUGAGGAAGACAUUGAUGACUGCGUGAACAGUUUGUGCAGUCCCAACUCUGUCUGUAAGGAUCUCCAUCAGAGCUAUGACUGUGUGUGUCAGUCCGGAUGGGAGGGGAAAUACUGCCAACGAGAAAUUGAUGAAUGUUUGUCGCUGCCUUGCAAAAACAACGCCACCUGCGCAGACCUUCUUGACGGCUACAAGUGUUUUUGUUCACCGGGCUGGACAGGUGUGGACUGUGCACAGGAUGUGAAUGAGUGUGAUUCUGGACCCUGUCUAAAUGGAGCUCGGUGCACGCAGUCAGACAUACCUGGGGAGUUCUCCUGCACCUGUUCCCCCUUCUUCACUGGCCUCUUGUGUGACCUGCCUUAUGACCCCUGCGACUCCCUCCACAACCCCUGCCUGCACGGUUCCACCUGCCUGACACGCUCCAAUGGAACAGCCUCUUGCAGAUGCCCAGCUGGCUUCCAAGGAAGUUUGUGUGAAAUUGACACCAAUGAGUGUGGUUCAAACCCAUGCCAAAACCAUGGGAAAUGUGUGGACCAGGUCAAUGGUUUCAGGUGUGAUUGUCAGAUGGGAUUUUCUGGCCUUCUCUGUGAGGAAGACAUCAAUGAAUGUGCCUCCAACCCUUGCAGCAAUGCAGGCAUCUGUCAGGACCUUGUAAAUAAGUUCCACUGCGUUUGCCCUUCUGGUUAUUUUGGAGUGUUGUGUGACCUGGAUGUGAACGAGUGUGAAGUCUCACCUUGCCUACAUGAGGGCAUCUGUAUCAACACACCCGGAGGCUUCAAGUGCAUCUGCCGGCCUGGAUACACAGGGUUACGGUGUGAAGUGAACAUCAAUGAGUGUAUUUCUAGUCCAUGCCAAAAUGGUGGAAGAUGUAUUGAUGGGCCUAAUCAAUAUCACUGCUGGUGUCCUGAUGGCCUCAUUGGGCUCCACUGUGAGUCCAACGUUGAUGAAUGCAUGUCAGCACCUUGUCUUCAUGGAAGCUGCAAAGAUGGAAUAAAUUCAUACACCUGCUUUUGUGAGACGGGGUGGAUCGGCAGCAGAUGUGAAACAAACAUUGAUGACUGUGCCCUCAAUCCCUGUUUGAAUGGAGGCUCGUGUGUAGAUCUCAUUGAUAAAUACGCAUGCUUCUGUCUGGAUGGGUUCACAGGAAAGACUUGUGAAAAUGACAUAGAUGUUUGCAGAGACACCGCUUUAAAUGUCCCACUGUGCUUCAAUGGAGCCACUUGCCUUGAUGGCGAAGGAUCAAAUUUCACUUGCAUGUAAGUUUCCACAGAAUCUGUUCUAAUGAUCUGCAAAUAUUCUACAUCGAUGGACAAAGAAGAAAAUAGUUCAAAUGACAUUUUGCUGAAUCUUUUUGUGAAUACCUGUCGGCCUAAUACAGCUCAGUAGUUAUAUGAAACUACUAAACAUGACUAGUUUUGAUUUUUAGGGAUAUUUGCAAUGGUCUAGCCUAAAGUAAAUUUUCAGUUCUUACCGGCAAGCUGACCUGCUAGCUGGGCUCUAUUGUGUACAGUG
Molecule: messenger RNA, 3663 nt
Organism: Poecilia latipinna (sailfin molly)
Lineage: Eukaryota; Metazoa; Chordata; Actinopteri; Cyprinodontiformes; Poeciliidae
Product: neurogenic locus notch homolog protein 2-like
Exons: 24
Coding region: 193-3411 (1072 amino acids)
Biological process (GO): Notch signaling pathway
Molecular function (GO): calcium ion binding; Notch binding
Source: RefSeq, a predicted model, not a curated record